This is a messenger RNA of Lindgomyces ingoldianus, 1512 nucleotides long. Its product is annotated as mitochondrial carrier. The coding region runs from base 261 to 1277 and encodes 338 amino acids. Gene Ontology annotation, biological process: transmembrane transport. The transcript is spliced from 4 exons. The record is from RefSeq and is a predicted model, not a curated record. NCBI's taxonomy places the organism in Eukaryota, Fungi, Ascomycota, Dothideomycetes, Pleosporales, Lindgomycetaceae.
AUGGACACCAUCCGGGCUGGGGAAACAUUGUCAACACUUCCCAGCCCAUUUCUCCGCCUCUUCACUUGUCUUCUCGCUCCGAGCGUCAUUCUGUGUCGACUUUCUCUGUGCUCUGAGUUCACCCGGCCAUGAGAUAGCAGUCGUGCAGCGCAAUCUAUCCAGAUACCCCACAGCCGCUUCCGUCAUCUGCUCCUGCUAAAUCGCCCAUCGCACCUCCCUCGUUCUUGCUCGCAGCUUCCCUGUCAACGACAACAUAAACAAUGGCUGGCCAAUCGAAGGUGGAAGCACUACCGCCAUGGGGUAAUGCUAUCGCAGGCUCAGCGGGCGCCGUCAUCGCGAAUGCGCUGGUGUAUCCGUUAGACAUAGUCAAAACUCGUCUCCAAGUCCAGGUCAAGCACUCUCGCUCCUCCGCCAGCCCCAGUCCAGCCGAUGGCGAGCAUUACACCUCCGCCAUGGACGCCAUCUCAAAAAUAAUCAAAGCAGAGGGCAUCCCUGGGUUGUACGCGGGCAUGCCAGGCUCGCUGAUCGGUGUCGCAUCCACAAACUUCGCCUACUUUUACUGGUAUACCAUCGUCCGCACGCUGUACUUGUCGUACCGGAAGACCUCAACAGCCCCGAGCACCGCCAUUGAGUUGUCGCUAGGAGCCGUUGCUGGGGCGAUCGCGCAGCUGUUUACGAUUCCCGUCGCAGUAGUCACAACCCGCCAACAGACAGUCAGCAAACAUGAACGGAAGGGUUUAAUCGCGACCGGGAAAGAGGUUAUAGAUAGCGAUGAUGGCUGGACCGGACUCUGGAGGGGAUUGAAGGCUAGCUUGGUGCUAGUUGUAAACCCAGCUAUCACGUACGGAGCAUAUCAGCGUCUGAGAGAAGGCAUAUUCCCCGGCAAGAAGACACUGCGACCGUGGGAGGCGUUUAUCCUCGGAUCCAUGUCGAAAGCCCUCGCAACCAUUGCAACCCAGCCGCUUAUUGUUGCUAAAGUUGGUCUCCAAUCCAAACCGCCGCCAGCACGGAACGGCAAGCCCUUCAAGACUUUUGGCGAAGUCAUGAGGUACAUUAUAGAGCACGAGGGGCCCCUGGCUCUAUUCAAAGGCAUUGGCCCUCAGAUCAUGAAAGGCCUCCUUGUUCAAGGCUUCCUGAUGAUGACUAAGGAGAGAAUGGAGUUGAUGUUCAUCCUACUAUUCAGAUAUGUCCGCCAAAUGCGAGCCGAGAAGCUCCGAAAGCUCGCAGACGUAGCCGCCGAGAAAGCGAAGCACGCGGGACCAAUCCUCACUAAGUAAAGGCAUAUAGCAAGCCAUUUUCUCUUUUUAGUGCUAUCUUGGGCAUAUAUUCUUACCUUGUCUGUAUCCGUAUAUUUGCAUUUUAGAAUCUCGGCUUUGUUGGCCUCUAUUUUUGGCUUCUGCUUUCUAGAUAUCGAUACACCAUCUAGAUUUCAUUUGCCUUGUUAGGCGUUCCGGCAUCGCAUUCGGACAUAUACGUAGGGUAGUUCCUCAAUUUGCUCUUAGAUUUUGCACA